Messenger RNA from Dentiscutata erythropus, 273 nucleotides. The record is from the annotation of a GenBank genome assembly. NCBI's taxonomy places the organism in Eukaryota, Fungi, Glomeromycota, Glomeromycetes, Diversisporales, Gigasporaceae.
AAAGGAGCAACACAAGAAAUCAAGGCUGCUGUCGAUAAUUGGCUUUAUCCUGGUGAUAGAAUUUAUAAACAAACUAUUCGAAAUGAGCUUGUAGCACUUUGUCCAGAUAAAAUGGAACGAUAUAAGAAAGAUACUAAAUGGGAAGCUUUAUUUGAUAAAAUCAAAAAUUGUUCUGAAGCUGAAAUAGUUAGCUGGAAGUCAAGCAGUGAAGUACAGUGGUGUCUUCAAAACCUGGACACAGUAAUUGAAGAAGAAGACAAAACAUAUCUUUAG